Acanthosepion pharaonis is the source of this 1491-nucleotide messenger RNA. Lineage: Eukaryota; Metazoa; Mollusca; Cephalopoda; Sepiida; Sepiidae. The record is from the annotation of a GenBank genome assembly.
AUGGAUGAUUUAAUAGAAUAUAUCUUCUAUACAGAAUUGGUUACUGAAAUUCUGUCUCCUUCUCUCUGUCUGUCUCCUUCUCUCUGUCUGUCUCCUUCUCUCUGUCUGUCUCCUUCUCUCUGUCUGUCUCCUUCUCUCUGUCUGUCUCCUUCUCUCUGUCUGUCUCCUUCUCUCUGUCUGUCUCCUUCUCUCUGUCUGUCUCCUUCUCUCUGUCUGUCUCCUUCUCUCUGUCUGUCUCCUUCUCUCUGUCUGUCUCCUUCUCUCUGUCUGUCUCCUUCUCUCUGUCUGUCUCCUUCUCUCUGUCUGUCUCUUCUCUCUGUCUGUCUCCUUCUCUCUGUCUGUCUCCUUCUCUCUGUCUGUCUCCUUCUCUCUGUCUGUCUCCCUUCUUCUGUCUCCUCUGUCUGUCUCCCUUCUCUCUCUCUGUCUGUUCUCUCUCUGUCUGUCUCCUUCUCUCUCUGUCUGUCUUCUCUCUGUCUGUCUCUUCUCUGUCUCUCUCUCUGUCUGUCUCCUUCUCUCUGUCUGUCUCCUUCUCUCUGUAUUGGCAUGGACUCAAGUGUGACUCCUUUGAGACAUGGUGGGCUCUCAUUGGUGCAGACAACAGACUUUUUCUACCCUCUUGUUGAUGAUCCUUAUAUGAUGGGUAAGAUAGCUUGUGCCAAUGUUUUGAGUGACCUGUAUGCUAUGGGUGUCACUGAGUGUGACAAUAUGUUGAUGCUGCUGGGUGUGAGUAACAAAAUGACAGAUAAGGAAAGAGACGUUGUUGUUCCAAUCAUGAUGCGUGGCUUCAAGGACUUGGCUGAGGAUGCAGGCACACAGGUAUCAGGUGGCCAAACAGUAGUUAACCCAUGGUUGACUAUUGGUGGAGUGGCUACCACUGUGUGCCAAUCAAAUGAGUUUAUCAUGCCUGACAAUGCUGUUGUUGGUGAUGUACUUGUCCUUACCAAGCCUCUUGGCACUCAGGUGGCAGUGAAUGCACAUCAGUGGUUAGAUCAACCAGAACGAAUGUCCAGACUUAAAAUGGUAGUAAGUGAAGAUGACAUAAGAAAGGCUUAUCACAGAGCCAUGUGCAGUAUGUCACGCUUAAAUAGAACUGCUGCUCGACUGAUGCACAAAUAUAACGCCCAUGGUGCUACUGAUGUCACUGGCUUUGGACUGAUCGGACAUGCCAAAAAUUUGGCCAAAAUUCAAAAGAAUGAAGUCAGUUUUGUCAUCCACAACUUGCCAAUAAUAGCCAAGAUGGCUGCUGUCAGCAAAGCUUGCGGCAAUAUGUUUGGUUUGCUGCAGGGACAAUCGGCUGAGACAUCUGGUGGUUUGUUAAUUGCCCUUCCGCGUGAGCAGGCUGCUGCCUACUGCAAGGAUAUUGAGAAGCAAGAAGGAAACCAGGCUUGGAUUAUUGGAAUUGUGGAGAAAGGCAAUCGAUCAGCCCGAAUUAUUGACAAGCCUCGGACAAUAGAAGUACCAGCAAAGGAAAAGGAAGGAGAGUUAUGGUAA